Molecule: messenger RNA, 982 nt
Organism: Cebus imitator (Panamanian white-faced capuchin)
Lineage: Eukaryota; Metazoa; Chordata; Mammalia; Primates; Cebidae
Gene: EIF1AD
Product: eukaryotic translation initiation factor 1A domain containing
Exons: 5
Coding region: 314-811 (165 amino acids)
Biological process (GO): translational initiation
Cellular component (GO): nucleus
Molecular function (GO): RNA binding; translation initiation factor activity
Source: RefSeq, a predicted model, not a curated record
AGUUAUGGUGGUAGGAGUUGCUUUUAUAUAACAUGCACUGUAUUGUCCCAUUCUGUGACAAUGCUGAGUUAGCUGUUAUUUUUUCUGGGACCUAGAGAAGUUGAAUAGUUAGGAAAUAAACCAAGGUAGGAUUUGAAUCCAGGCAGUUAAGACUUCAGAGCCCAUGUUCUUAACCAAGACACUGUGUCACUCCUCAGUAGAAGGCUCCUCCCCAUCUUCAGAACAGUCCUGGGUUCUGAGCCUGCCGUCCAAGGAACUCAGGAGGAGGAAUUGACAGUCUCUGCGUCCCUAACCACCCUGGGACAACUUCAGCAUGUCUCAGGCCACCAAGAGGAAGCAUGUGGUGAAGGAAGUGCUGGGGGAGCACAUGGUGCCCUCCGACCGGCAGCAGAUUGUCCGGGUACUCCGGACUCCAGGGAACAAUCUGCAUGAGGUGGAGACAGCCCAAGGGCAGCGCUUCCUUGUGAGCAUGCCCUCCAAAUACCGCAAGAACAUCUGGAUCAAGAGAGGGGACUUUCUCAUUGUUGACCCCAUUGAAGAGGGAGAAAAGGUGAAGGCUGAGAUCUCCUUUGUGCUCUGCAAGGACCACAUGCGCUCACUGCAGAAGCAGGGGCUUUGGCCUGAGGCCUUCUCUGAAGUGGCGGAGAAACACAAUAACAUGAACAGACAAACUCAACCAGAACUCCCAGCUGAGCCACAGUUAUCAGGAGAGGAGUCCAGCUCAGAAGAUGAUUCUGACCUGUUUGUUAACACAAACCGCAGACAAUAUCAUGAGAGUGAGGAGGAGAGCGAAGAGGAGGAGGAGGCCUGAAACCCCAGGACCCAUUUCUCCACUUGCUCAGGGACUGGCCCCUGGCUUUUUUGGGCUUGGACAUUCCCAGGGUGCUCUGCAGAUCUUCACCCCUGGAUGGGAACAAAGCAGGGUCCCUCUUUGAACUGAUCUUCUGAUUAGGAGAAUUAAACCCCUGGUGGGUGGUGACUU